Betta splendens (Siamese fighting fish) is the source of this 960-nucleotide messenger RNA. RefSeq lists its product as uncharacterized. The transcript is spliced from 5 exons. Gene Ontology annotation, biological process: cellular response to nitrogen starvation; autophagy of mitochondrion; autophagosome assembly. Gene Ontology annotation, molecular function: GABA receptor binding; ubiquitin protein ligase binding. Gene Ontology annotation, cellular component: autophagosome; autophagosome membrane; cytosol. Lineage: Eukaryota; Metazoa; Chordata; Actinopteri; Anabantiformes; Osphronemidae. The coding region runs from base 197 to 550 and encodes 117 amino acids. The record is from RefSeq and is a predicted model, not a curated record.
UUGUUUUCGUUCAGAUGCGGUCCAAGUAGACCAGUCGACAUCUUUGAAACCGAUCGCAUUCCCUCCCGUUAUGACAGAUUUGUGAGUCGCCAUUGUUCACCCCGGGAAUUCUUUGGGCAUUUGACUCAAGUGACCAGUGAAGUAAUUUUGCAUUAGUUCCAUCUUAUAGCGUGACUUGUUUUUGUCUAUCGUAAAGAUGGGCAGUCAGUACCAGCGCUCAGUGCCACUAGAGGUGAGGAGAGCAGAGGGAGAAAGAGUUCGGGCCAAGCAUCCUGACAAGAUACCGAUCAUAGUUGAGAGGGCCCCAAGGUCACGAGCUCCUGAACUUGACAAGAAGAAAUACCUGGUGCCCUCAGAUUUAACAGUGGGCCAGUUGUGCUUUCUGAUUCGUCAGCGUGUGUCUUUGAGACCAGAAGAAGCACUCUUCUUCUUCGUUCACAACUCCUUGCCCCCAUCCAGCUCCCCUCUCUCUGCCGUCUAUGAGGAGCACCAUGAAGAGGACCUGUUUCUCUACAUGACCUAUAGUAAUGAGAGCGUUUAUGGUGCCUGAGGGAGGACAAAAGACUGGAGGAAGAGAUGAGAGGUAGUAAGAGGGGACAGUCCGAUGAAUGAGGAAACAAGGCUGUUUGUAAUCUUUCACACCGAUAUUAUUCGUUAUAAUAUUUGUUUUGACAAGUAACUACAGUAUAUGGUUCAAGCAAGGCUUCGCACAAGGGUAACCUAUCAGUGUUUCGGGGUUGAGCAUAAUUUUAUUACACUUGGUUUUGUUGAUAAUGUUUCAUGUGUUGAAAGAGGAAGAGAACACAUUGUAAAUGCAAGGAAUUGAAAUUGAGACGCAUCUGUUGUGAUGUUGAGAGCUCUCAUUAUCUUUCUCGGUCAUCUGUAUUUAAUGCAAAUAGUUUUUUUUUUGUAAAUUAAUAUCAAACUUUUGUGAAAAAUAAAGAUGAAAAUGCAAAAGUU